Molecule: messenger RNA, 1387 nt
Organism: [Candida] anglica
Lineage: Eukaryota; Fungi; Ascomycota; Pichiomycetes; Serinales; Debaryomycetaceae
Source: the annotation of a GenBank genome assembly
CCUAUCUUGUGAGACUCGAAACUUUGAUAUAUAGGUCAUUUCAUCCCCCCUGUUGACUUUACUUUUGAACGUUUUGGACUUUUGCUCAAAGACUUAAUACCUUCCUCUCACAAACCCAACCAUUUUGUGCCCUAGUACACGCUAUCGCAUUCAUUGUGUUUGUUUUUUUUUGCCCAGAUCUUUUAUAGGGGGAAAUUUUAGAAUUAUCAACAUUAACGAAAAGAAUUUCAAAGUUGUUUUAAUUAAAAGUAUCCACGACAUAUUAUGCGUAAGGAGCUCAAAUAUAUCAUCGGGGCCCAUGUGGCGUUGAUUCUCUUCCUAGUGUGGCAAACUUUUGAUCUCAUCACUCUUUUACAUGAUGAUUCUUUUCAGGAUGCUCUUUUAGAUGUUGACCUUAAUCCUCCAAAUGGAGUGUUAGAAAAGCCAGCUCUUAUCCCAAAGAUCAUUCAUCAGACUUAUAAGACUGAUCAAAUUCCUGAAAUCUGGAAACCUGGUCAAAAAGCAUGUGUAGACUUACACCCGGACUAUCAAUACAUCUUAUGGUCUGAUGAAAUGGCUCGUGAUUUCAUUGCCCAGGAAUACCCUUGGUUUUUAGAACAAUGGGACUCUUACCCAUACCCUAUCCAACGUGCUGAUGCUAUCCGUUAUUUUGCCCUCGUACAUUAUGGUGGGAUUUAUAUCGAUUUGGAUGAUGGUUGUGAACGUAAAUUGGACCCAUUGCUUACUGUUCCAGCAUUUGUUCGUAAGACUGAACCUACUGGUAUUUCCAAUGAUGUCAUGGGUUCCGUUCCUCGUCAUCCAUUCUUUUUGAAGGUUUUGGACUCUUUAACUCCUUACAAGAAGAAUUGGCUUAUUCCUUACCUCACUAUCAUGUAUUCUACUGGUCCACUCUUCUUGUCAGUUGUUUGGAAACAAUAUAAACGUUGGGGAGUUCCUGAAUCUGGAAAGGUUCGUAUCUUACUCCCUGAAGAUUAUAAGACUCACACUUACUCGUUUUUUGCUAUUGCUCCAGGUUCAUCUUGGCAUCUUGAUGACGCAAAGUUCAUUAAGUCCUUGGGUCAUCACAUCGGCUUAGCUGUAGUGGGUGGAUUCCUCAUUGCAGCACUUGUGUUUUAUUUGGAAUAUCUUCUUUACUCAUUUGCAAUUUCAAGUCAUGCUAAGAAAUUAGGUAAGAAAUUGAGAUCUUACUUGUGUUUCUGGAACUGGGGCAUUUUUAGAUCCAAAACUAAUACUAGCAUUAAACGUAGAACUAGAAAGGAUUCGAACUUACCUCCUCAAAUCGAACAAAUCGAUCCUGAGAAAUACGAACAACAACAACCACUUAAUCCUGAGAAUAUUGUUUAAUAUCUCGGGCACGAAACGUUAACGAAUUAAUUAAUACAUAAAC